This is a messenger RNA of Astyanax mexicanus (Mexican tetra), 10774 nucleotides long. It is a transcript of the gene furina, whose product is annotated as furin (paired basic amino acid cleaving enzyme) a. Gene Ontology annotation, molecular function: serine-type endopeptidase activity. Bases 836 to 3268 code for a protein of 810 amino acids. Lineage: Eukaryota; Metazoa; Chordata; Actinopteri; Characiformes; Acestrorhamphidae. The transcript is spliced from 16 exons. Gene Ontology annotation, cellular component: Golgi membrane; trans-Golgi network. The record is from RefSeq and is a predicted model, not a curated record. Gene Ontology annotation, biological process: peptide hormone processing.
UCAGCAGCCCCUCGGCACGGCUGGAGGUGGUCGGCGUUGUUGUUUUUUUUGGCCGUGUUUUCUUUGUUUUUGGGUUUUGUUAAUGUGUUUGUUUGACCGCCCGACGCUUGGAGAUGUUUUCGGGGGUGACGUCGGCGCGACGGUGUGUGGGGGCGAGUCCGCGUGCCGUCGCUAGGUCGAGUAGCGGAUGGAGCCGCCAAAGUUUCCCUGCCGUAGAGUAAACACACGCGAGUGUGUGUGAGGGAGUGUGUGUGCGUGUGUUUGAGGGAGUGUGUGAGGGAGUGAGUUGUGAAAUAAGGUUAAGCUGUAGUAUUUUAUCCAGCCAGCUACGAGCUGGUGCCUCCAGUGACUCAGCCUGUCGGUCCACGGAGCUCUCAGCGCCCCUUCGCCUCUCCUUCCCCAGCCUACCCUUCACACUACCCGGUCUCCCAGCUGAGGCGAUGCCGCUGUGUGUGGAAGCUGCUUUGGGGAGCAGCUAAAGCUGCUGAAGCUCGUCUGGAGCUGCUCGUCCACGUCGCUCAACUCCUACACUCUUGCCAUUAUUAUUAUUUGCCCCCAGGGACGUGCAGGAAACCCCGGGCUGGAGCAGAGCGCUGUGUUGUGCUUCAGGACUUUACUAGGAAGGAGCUUUCCUUGGAAUCUUGUUCUCAAUCCUUGGAGAACGAGGAAGAGGAGGAGGCAUCUCAGGAGGUUCUUCAGCACGACUAACUACUAACUUACCCAGCUAAAUAAUCACCUAGAUGAGGUCAUCUCACACCUGACAGAAAGCUGCCGUGCAGAGGGAACUUGGUCCUCGCAUCAGGACUUCCUGUUUCAGUGACCUCCACCCUCUCUGAUGGAGCUCCGACUGGCCUCCUUGCUGCUCUCCACGCUGCUGACCCUCCUGACCUCUGAGGUGACACCGUCCCUAGGACAGAAGGUUUACACCAACACAUGGGCCGUCCACAUCACUGGCGGAGAGGAGGAAGCAAACAGGCUAGCCAGAAAACAUGACUUCAUUAACCACGGCAAUAUAUUUGGAGAUUACUAUCAUUUCCGGCACCGCAGGGUGGUGAAGAGGUCUUUAUCGGAACACAGAGGAACGCACAUUCGCCUGCACAGAGAACCCCAGGUAUCAUGGGCAGAGCAGCAGGUGGUGAAACGGAGGAAGAAGAGGGAUAUUUACUCCGAGCCGGCCGACCCAAAGUUUGCACAGCAGUGGUACCUGUACAACAGCAACCAUCGUGACCUCAACGUGAAGGAGGCCUGGAAGCAAGGUGUCACUGGAAAGGGUGUGGUGGUGUCCAUAUUGGAUGAUGGGAUUGAGAUGAACCAUCCUGACCUUGAACGGAAUUACGAUCCAGAUGCCAGCUAUGACGUAAAUGAUGGUGACCCAGACCCUCAGCCUAGAUACACUCAGCUCAAUGAUAACAGACAUGGGACACGAUGUGCUGGAGAAGUUGCUGCUGUUGCCAACAAUGACAUCUGUGGGGUGGGGGUGGCCUACAACGCAAAGAUUGGAGGAGUGCGCAUGCUGGACGGAGAGGUGACCGAUGCUGUGGAGGCUCAGUCUCUCAGCCUCAACCCUCAGCACAUUGACAUUUACAGUGCCAGCUGGGGACCGGAGGAUGAUGGGAAGACUGUGGAUGGACCUGCCAAGUUGGCCAAAGAUGCCUUUCUACGAGGAGUGACUGAGGGUCGUGGUGGGCUCGGCUCCAUCUUCGUGUGGGCGUCGGGUAACGGCGGCCGGGAGAAGGACAGCUGCAACUGUGACGGUUACACCAACAGCAUCUACACCCUCUCCAUCAGCAGCAGCACGCAGUACGGAAACGUGCCGUGGUACAGCGAGGCCUGCUCCUCCACCCUCGCCACCACCUACAGCAGCGGAGGCCUAAACGAGAAGCAGAUUAUCACUACAGAUCUCAGACAGAAGUGCACAGACUCUCACACAGGCACCUCCGCCUCAGCACCGCUGGCUGCAGGCAUCAUCGCCCUCGCGCUGGAGGCCAACAAAAACCUGACGUGGAGGGAUAUGCAGCACCUGGUCGUGAGGACGUCCAACCCAGCCCACCUAACCACAGACGACUGGAGGACCAAUGGGGUCGGCCGUAAAGUAAGCCACUCAUACGGCUAUGGCCUCCUGGAUGCUGCCGCUAUCGUGGCUCUGGCCAAGAACUGGACCAACGUCGGCCCUCAGCAGAAGUGUGUCCUCUCCCUGGUGUCCGAGCCCAAGAACAUUGGGAGCCACCUGGUGAUCUCCAAGAACGUGGAUUCAUGUGCAGGGAAGCCCAACUUUGUGAGCUCUCUGGAGCAUGCUCAAGCCCAGCUCACGCUGUCCUACAACCGGAGAGGAAACCUGGCCAUCUACCUGAUCAGCCCACAGGGCACCCGCUCCACCCUGCUGGCUGGGAGACCUCAUGACUAUUCCUCUGAAGGCUUCAACGACUGGGCCUUCAUGACCACUCACUCUUGGGACGAGGACCCUCGUGGCGAGUGGACCCUGGAGAUUGAAAAUAAGGCUGGACUCAGCGACUUCGGCACCCUCACUCAGUUCACCCUGAUUCUCUACGGCACUGCGUCCUCCUCCGGUGGCCCGUCCACUGCAGACUCCAGCCAGACCACGGAUGGAAGUUGUAAGACCUACGACCUCAAUCAGAUAUGUACAGAAUGCAACCCAGGCUUCUACCUGUUCCAGAAGGGCUGUGUGCAGGAAUGUCCCACAGGCUACGCGCCGGUAACCACCUCCUCAAACCCCUUCGACAACAAGGUGAAUUCCGUCCUCCACCCCAUCUGCCUGUCCUGCCACUCCCUCUGCCUGACCUGCAGCGGCACAGGCCCGCAGGACUGCCUCUCCUGCCCCCCUCACAGCCACCUGGACCCCGUCAGCAACACCUGCCUGCACCAGAACCAGAUCCAGCGCGAGUCGCCCGACGGCGGCCUGGAUCAGCAGGUCACGGGGGUCUUGUCCGGGAUCCUCCGAUCGCAGCACUCUUCCAGCCUGCCUGCCGUCAUGGCAGUGCUCAGCUGUGCCUUCAUCAUGGCCACCUUCGUGGGUGUGUUCGGACUGCUCCAGUGGCGUUCCCGCGGCCUGAACAAACUGUACUCAACCGACACCAGACCGGGAUCCAUCAUGCGCUCGGGAUUCGGCCUGGGCCACAGCGGAAUCGUGUCCUACAAGGGCAUCCCUAGCGUGUGGCACGAGGACGGCUUCAACUCGGAGUCCGACAACGACGAGUUUGAUGUACACAACGAGAGGACUGCCUUUAUCAAAACACAAAGUGCUCUUUAACCCUUUCCCAACCACCCAGUUUCCCUUCUAGCCUCUCCUUGACAACAACUUUGGCUGUCCCACCUUUCCUUACCUUUUUCUUUACUACUUUUUUACGUAGUCACGGUCACAGUUUUCCUUCACGGGUUUGACUCUCCUGCUUUUUUUUUUUUUUAAUCGUGGUGCACUGACCUGACAUUUCCCAGCAAGCAUUACAUGUUUUAUGGUUAGCAUUUGUGCUGUUCAAAAAGGAAGAUCAAAAAGACCAAAAGAACCAGAGUGGCUAGAUGUUCUUUAAAACAUGUCCAGUCUUGAUUCAGUAUCUGUGGAAGAAUGACAAAGCCAAUUUAAGAGAGAGAGAGAAAGAAAAAGUAAGAGACACGCCAUCCUAAUGCUGGUUGGUGUUUGUUGGUAAAUGUUGAGUCAGUGCUCUCUCUGGGCUUCUAGGUUCGGGGUUUGAUCUUGCUAUUUAUUACUUUUCUUUGUUUUGUUUUUUUUCUCUUUCUAUUAUUUUUGGUGAGCUGAGCUGAACAGAAGGUCAGGACCGCUCUGAGUUCCACACCUGUUCCCACCCACCUUUACUCUAAUCACCUGUCCGGCUCACUCGUCUGUGCCUCUCUAUGUAAGCCUCCAACACUUGAAUGGCUGGAAUAAAAGUAACUGGGAAGAGUCGCAGGUUGUUGCAGUUCGCCAGCAGGGCUCUUAAAAAAAAAAAAAAAAAAAAAGAGACAAAAAAAACACAAUAAACACAUGAUGGUUGGUUAGUGUCCCCUCCUUCUUCAUUUAAAUUUAGCCCCAUUGCCCAAUGAGAUUAAAGAUAAGAGAAUUAACUUUCUUAUUAACGUCAUAACUGGGGGAAUAAAAGGGUGCCGAGUGAAGUUGUUGAUAAGUUAAUCAGAGGUGAUUCAUUUAUAGUGAAAUGUAUCACAGGUGAUUCAGUUCUAGUGAUAUGAAUCACAGUAGUGGGGCAUAUUUCCUGAAUUGGAUCUUAAGUCUUGCCUAUGCUGAGGGUCUUUCUUCUUCUUUUUUCUUUUUUAAAACGUUCAUUCUUUUGCAAUUCGUACAAUUUGUAGUCUUCAUGAGAUUGGCAUGCAUGUCACACUCACACGGAAAUCUAGCACAGAGUCUGAGUGUGAUGCUCCCACAGAGCAUUUUAAAUGCUGAUCUCUUGUGAGUUUUAUUUUUUUUCUUCUUUGCUUUUUUUCUUAAUAUGCUGAAGGCAGUUUAAACUGCAGUAACCUCAUGCUCUCUCACUGACUCCCUGUAAGGGAGUUGUCUCCGUUCACUCUGGCAGCCGCUCCGAGCUCAUUCGCCAGCGUUGCUCAGAGCUGAAGACUUUUGCAAUUCCUAUUUUGCUGGUAAAGCUUUGGGGGAAAGUAGGAGAGUGUAGAAGAAUUAAAACACUAGCAGAGCUGACAGAGUUCGCCUGGAGGAGAUUGAGAUGUUGAGAUGAGGCACUUUACAGUCUUUACUUUUCUAUUCCUUUUUAAGUUUGUUUGAUAGACAUGCUGAGAUUUUUUUCUUAUGGGGGAGGGAUUUUCUUUAGUUUUAAGUGUUUAAGUGACUUUUUAUGCGAAGAACUACAAGGGCUUUAGUGAAGCUUUGACUAUAUUUGGACAUUUUUAAUGCAGCUGUUUGGAGAUGAGCGAAGAGAUUAUCACUUUAGAUCUGGGUGGAUAAGUGGAAUGAAUUCAUUUGUCAUGUUCAUAAUACUCAUCAUCUCUGUUUCAGUUGCUGUGUUUUUGAUCAAGGUAUUGGGGGGUACUCUCAAACAGAGUAAAAACCUUUUCACACAGUGUCUUUUUUUUUUUUUAAACAAAGCGAAACCACCAAUUUUGAAUAUUUUGUAGGCUGGCAAGAGCUUAUUAGUGAUAGAACCUACUGUAUUUUUCGCACUAUAAGGCUCACCGGAUUAUAAGAUGCACUAUCAAUGAGCGUCUAUUUUCUGGUCUAUUUUUUAUACAUAAGGCGCACUGAAUUAUAAGGCACAUUAUGCGACACUAGUAAGGAAUAUGAGUGUCGCCAUGUUUUCCUUCUAAUUCAGCGGGUCUGGCUUCUGGGUAUUGGUGGUGGGUUAUCGAAGUUGAGUAAAGCUAAGCUAAUUAAACAAAACUGUAAUUCUAAAACAAAAAAUCAUUUUCAGUCAAACAAGCACCGGAUGUUAUUCUACGCAGAUUUCUCUCUUUAAACGGUUUAUUUGGGUGAGUAAAGCGCUUUCGUUUACUUACAGUAAGCUUAGAUUUCAAGAUUUACACUAAGGCUGGGUGCAGCACCAUUAGCAUUAGCAGCUAACUGCUAGCACUACGACCACGCUACACUAAGAAACCCUGAUUGUUCUGGUAAGACAGGGCGAUUCUAGCCAGAGGUUUGUUCCACGUAGCUUGUUUUAACAUAGUAAAUGUGCAGACUACAGUUUGAUAUACUCACCUCUGAAUGUCGAAAGAGUUAGCAAUUAGCGCAGUUAGCGGCUAAUGUUAAUACUGCUCCAGCUUCGGUGCUAAAGAGAAACUUCACUAAAACUCCUUUUUAAUUCUGCACUUCUGCGGAGUGGCUUUACUGCUCUUUAAGACCUGAGUGGUAGAAUUCAUAAAUAUGGCGCACCGGUUUGUAAGGUGUACUGAUGUUUUUGGGGAAAAUUAAAGGAUUUGAAGUUCGUCUUAUAGUUCGAAAAAUAGUGGCUUGGUGAUUAGCAUGUUCACUUUUCAGCACUAGUUUCCUGAUCUAGGUGGAGGUUCCAUGUUUUCCCUGUGUCAAACAUGUAUAUCAAGCUCUUCUUCUACCAUAUUGUGGCUAUUUUAUUUGAUCUGCAGCCUUAAAUACGAAGCUAUGAUUGGUCGUUCUGAUUUUAACGCAUCCAACAAUGGCGAAAAAAAAAAUUAACAGGUUUUUAUUAAAAAAAAAUGUCGCAGUCAGUCAGUCUCAGACAUGAAUGUAACACUUAUAUAUAGCACAUUUUUGGACACCCAAUAAUGCUGUAUUAUCACAUUUUACACGCAACCAUUUCUCUAAGCUCUCUUUCAUGCGCACACACACCGAGUGUCAGCCAAUCGUGAACAGCAUACUCUGAAAUGGAAACAACUGUCCCUGGAAGAAAUUCAUGGGAGCAGAAACGGAGAUAACAUGGAAACUCCUCACAGAUAGGGACUUGAACCCAGGACUUCAGCGCUGGGAGGUGACUGCUAACCACUAACCACUGUUCGUUUUCAAAAAAAAAAAAAAAAAAAUUCAUCAUACUCUAUGUGAAAAGGCCUUAAACAGCAAAUGCCUGAUAUAUGGAUGAGAUGCGUUUGCUCAUAGAAAACCAAUGUAUAAAGACACGCAAGUUUUCUAUACAGUUUGUUUUAUAGUUUUACUGCAUUCAUUCAUCCAUUCACUCAUUUAACAGUAGCAUAACGUCUUCUAGCAGCAUUACACUAAGAGCAGUCUACAGGUCUACAGUGAAGGUCUGAAGGUCUCACACUUCUCUCCAAUAAGCAUUUAGAUGUGUGUUUUUCAGUCCUAGAUGCUCUAAAACACUGUCUUCUCUCUCUACACACACAGUCUGCUGUUGAGGAGGGCGAUACUACAAUAUAAAAUUUUCACAAUGCUGUUAUUGUUGUGAAGGAGCCGCGGCUGCCGUCUCCGCUGCUGGUGCUGUCGCUGGGCUCAGACUAUAUAGCAUAUUAAACAGCGGUCGUGUCACAUGACAUAACCGCCAUCUUUUAAAUAGUAUACCAUCAAUCAUUUUCUGUCAUGAUUCAGUUUUAUUUAUUGCUUUAUUUUUAUCUUCCUGGGCUGUGUUUGUGUGCUCAACCUUAAUUAUAGUGCCAAGGUUGGUGGAGCGGCUGGGUUUCAUAAGUCCAUAUCUACACAUAUUUAUGGCAGUUAAAUAUCUUGACUUAAUAAAUAGUGUGUUUAUUAAAUAUUUGCGGUUUAGGGAAUAGGGAAUAUGGCCUUUCCCUAUCUUUUAAAAGCUGAGAUGAUUCAAUCCUGCCUUGGGAAGAUUUAUUGAAUUUAUUGAUUUUAUUGAUUAAUUGAACCUUCAGAAUGGUUUACUCUUUUAUGAUUUUUAAAAUGUUUAUUUUUUUUUCUUUUCUUACCUCAAAUGAUUUUUUUCAUAUCUUAAUUUAAAUUUGUAUGUUUUUGGAAGGCAAUUUUGAUCCUUUUUUUAAUGUAAAUUUAUAUGUGUGUAUAUAUAUAUAUAUAUAUUCACUUCCUUUCUCGUAUUUUCUUUAUUCUUUUGCUGUUGUUUUUUUUUUCUUUUUUUCUAAUGUCAUUAUUUGUCCCUUUUCAGCAUAUGUUAACUCAGACCUAUAUACAGACCAUGUGACUGUACUUUAUAGAGAUCAGAAAAGAAGUCUGAGCUGAAUCCAUACGAAGUAAAUAUAAAAAGAAAGAACCAAAAAUUUGAUAAUUAUAUAUAACUUGUGUUUUACACCUAUGCCAGAAUGAAUCCUCCUGCAUUGAUGAUAUAGUCCAUGACAUCAUCGCUAGGUCACAGAGUAGAAUUCAGUUUAUAAAUAGGUAUUAAAAUGGAAAUAUCAAGGCUUAUAAAGCUCAUCAAUCCUCAGCUUUCUAAAUUUACCUCUAAAGCUUUUUGAAUUUUUAUACGCAAACAAAUUUAGUAAAAUUCUUGAUUACAAAAUAAUGCAUGAAACAUUAUUCUAAUAUUAAUUGGGUUACUGGGUAACUGGGUUUUUUCCAUCCUGACAGGAUAAAGAUAGACUAUAAUACUACUACAUUCUACUGUAUGAUAAGUAAAGCUUAUAAAAUAGGCCUGUUAAGCCUCUGUUGUUCGCCAGGGGGCGCUAUUGGAAAGUCUUUCCAUAGUCUCUAACUUUUUAAAAUAAUGCAGCCAAUAAACAGCAUGAGAGAGUCCUACUGUUAAUAUCAUCAGAGUCUUAGUAAAGUGCAAACAUCAGCCUUUAUAGAAACCAGGCUAGAAUAGAACAUCAGGUCAGAACUCCAGAAAUUUAACUCCAACUCAACUCUGACUCGCCUCUCCUCGUAUUAGAAAGCUGUUCUGGUUCUGUUCUUGGGUUGUGUGUUCUGGACUAGAGCUUUAGAUCUGGCCCAAAAAAUCUGUUAAAAAAUGUUCUGCCUGAGCCCGACCCAGCACAUCAUUAUGAGCUCGAGCCCGAUUUAAACCCCACAUUUUUUUAGUAAGUAGAGCGUUAAAACUGAGCUUCAGGCUGUUUAAAUGAGCAGAAUCUGUUCAGAAUGAUGUUAAUUAACAUUGCAACACUGAAGAAGCAUAGACCUGGUAUUUAUAAAAAUGUUUAUAAGAACAGCUGCACACAGCACUGCAAGUCACUUCUAACAUUCUAACUUGUGCACCUUUUUUAAACACAGUUUGAUUUGUGACUUUGCUGUAUUGUGAUGAUCAAACCAUAGCUUUAUAUAAAAUAAAAUUAGCAUAAAAAAAUCACCAGACCAUUUUUCUCAAACUGGCCAGAGAAAAGUGGUGGGAAAUCUCGGCCCAGCCCGAGUUCAGGUCGAGCAUCGGGUCGGGCUCAGGCAGAGAAUCUAAACUCUAUGCUGGACUAUGGAGGAAAUUAUGUUGCUAAAUUUAGUGUUUGUAGGACUGUGGAGCUUAGAGUGAGCAUAAAUAUUUCAAUCUGAAUUUUGUAUAUUUUAAUUAAAAUUGACCUGUUUUUGAAUAAACUUAAAAUGUUGAAGGGAGUAAUUGAUAAAUUCACUGUUUAAAACUGUGUUAAAAUAAACUUGGUGAAAUGUGUUGUUAAAAAAAAAACUUUUUAAAAUAUAAAUAAUAAUAUUCUAAGAUUUAAAAAAUUCAGUUGCAUACAUUUUCAGAUUUUUAGAUCAUAUAGAGUUGAAUUUAUGGAUCUGCAUUUUAUAAUCUAAAAAAAAAAUCGUAAUUCUUCUGAAUAUUUACAUGUACCACUAUUUUAUUUUACUGUUCAAAUGUAUACAUUACACCAAUUCCUUUUUUUUAGUGAAAAUAGUUAAUUCAAACAUACAAAAUUCAGAUUCAAAUACUUAUGUCACCUAUAGAACCUGAUCUUAGAACUUGUAGAAUAAAAUUUGUACUUGGAUUUUGCAUUUAAUAAUUUAAGAAAUAACUGAGAAAUAAAAUUUGGCACAACUUUACAUCUAAAAAAAGUCACUUCACACUAGACUUGCAAAUGAAGCACUUCCUGCUCCUCUCUGCUGACAACUUUUAUGGAGAUGCGGAUUUCAUUUUCCAGCAGGACUUGGCACACUGCCCACACUGCCAAAAGUACCAAUUGGUCUUAUUUAAUAUUCUAAUCUUCUGAGACACUGAUUUUUGGGUUUUAAUUGGCUGAAGCCACAAUCAACAAUAAAAGAAAUAAACGCUUAAAAUAGAUCACUCUGUGUGUAAUACGUCUCUAUAUUAUGAGUUUCACAUUUUGAACUGAAUUAAUUAAAUAAAGUAACUUUUUAAUGAUAUGCUAAUUUGUUGAGAUGCAGUAGUUCGUACACCAGUUCAAAGCUAUAAACUACUAUAGUUUACAAGUUCUCACAUAAAAAAAUAAAAAAUAAAAUGGAAGUACAGGCUGUAUUCUACAAGUUUUUAGAUCAGGUCCUACAAAUACUGAAUCUUUUCAACAUUAUUGUACAGCAGUGGUAAAUGUUGUGCACAGUGUGAAGAGCUGCUACAAAAACUAAUGCCAUAAAAGACCCACUUUUGUAAAAGUCAUGAGUGUGAAGAAUCUUUCCAUCAGCUUGUGCAAAUUUUAAAAAGGCUCUUUACACACACACACACACACACACACACACACAUCCUUCACACUUUCACAAAAGUGUAUCUUAUAUGGCAUUUCUUUUAAACCCUCUGUAGCACCUUUAUUUUCAGAGUGUGUUUUUUUGCACAGUGUGAUACAGAGCUGGCUCAUACGGGUUAGCUGGAGUAUUUCUUUUACAAUGAUUGUGAUUGGGCCGUUUUUUUUAUUCAAAAGGUCAAUAUAUCUCAAGCUAGUCCUAGAUUACUCCCAAUCCACCCCUCAAAUCCCCUUCCCCCCUCAAACCGGCCCAUCCUUACUCUUACUCUUCCAUGCUUCCAGCUCACAGCAUGUGCACAGUGUAUUGGUGCACACAGUCAGUGCUGGUGUAGUCAGACUAGUGUAAACUCCUGUUCAGAACAGGAACCUGAGGUUCUAGAUGACGGAUGCUUUGCUCCAAAGGGCUGAAUGUCUGCUUUUGUCUCUUUUUCUCCUCCUCCUCUGAGAAGAUAAGGGGGGUCCAUCUUUGAGUUUCACUCACAUCAAGCCUUUUUGGACAUUGCUGGACAUUUUGGACUCCGCCCAAUUCCAACAACUCUGAAUCGUUCCGUCGUCCGACGACUGCAGCAGCUAGUACCUUAGUAACAGAGACGUACGGUUUGAAAGACUGUAGUAUAUAACUGAGACAGGACAAUGACGUUAAUAUAAAAUAAGGCCUAUUUUUGUGGAUUGUCAUACAUGUAAUUUAAAGAUUUUGCCUUUUUUUAUUUUUUCUCCUUUAUUAUUUAAUUGAUGUCAAUACGCAGAUUAUAGAUUCUACAAAAAUAAAGAUCUAUGCAAAGUU